This is a messenger RNA of Lontra canadensis (Northern American river otter), 1754 nucleotides long. RefSeq names its product aarF domain containing kinase 5 (gene ADCK5). Lineage: Eukaryota; Metazoa; Chordata; Mammalia; Carnivora; Mustelidae. Bases 240 to 1754 code for a protein of 504 amino acids. The transcript is spliced from 14 exons. The record is from RefSeq and is a predicted model, not a curated record.
GCCGUUUGUUCCCUUUGCAGUCACAGCUGUGCCGCUUCCACUCUGCCCUGCUGCAGAGCAGCCGGGACCCCCAGCUGGCCCCUGCUGCCCUUUCCAGGAGAAACCUCCGGGUCCUGCCUGCAAGGUGGUCCCUCAGACCCCAGCCCCUGUGGAGGAAGGUGCUCUCUGCCACGGUGCUGGGGGUCCCCCUGCUCCUUGGGGCCCACUACCUCGCAGCAGAGCCUCAGGAGAAGAGAAGGAUGAGGCUCGUAGUGGACGGUGUAGGGCGCUUCGGCAGGUCUCUGAGGAUAGGCCUGCAGAUCUCCCUGGACUACUGGUGGUGUACAAACGUCGUCCUGCGAGGGGUGGAAGAGAACAGCCCGGGGUACUUGGAGGUGAUGUCUGCGUGUCACCAGCGGGCAGCUGACGCCCUGGUCGCCGGGGCCAUCAGCAAUGGGGGCCUCUAUGUGAAGCUGGGCCAGGGGCUGUGCUCUUUCAACCACCUGCUGCCCCCGGAGUACAUCAGGACUCUGCGUGUGCUGGAGGACCGGGCCCUCACGCGUGGCUUCCAGGAGGUGGACGAGCUGUUCCUCGAGGACUUCCAGGCCCUGCCCCACAAGCUCUUCCGGGAGUUCGACUACCAGCCCGUCGCGGCUGCGAGCCUGGCCCAGGUGCACCGAGCCACGAUGCACGAUGGCACGGAGGUGGCCGUGAAGGUGCAGUACAUCGACCUGCGGGACCGCUUCGAGGGGGACGUCCGCACGCUGGAGCUGCUGCUCUGGCUCGUGGAGCUCAUGCAUCCCAGCUUUGGCUUCAGCUGGGUCCUCCAGGACCUGAAGGGCACCCUGGCCCAGGAGCUGGACUUUGAGAACGAGGGCCGGAACGCCGAGCGCUGUGCACGGGAGCUGCGGCAUUUCCGCUACAUCGUGGUCCCCCGUGUGCACUGGGACGUGUGCAGCAAGCGCGUGCUGACGGCUGAGUUCUGGGACGGCUGCAAGGUCAACGAUGUGGACGCCAUCAGAGGCAUGGGGCUGGCGGCAAAGGAUAUCGCGGAGAAACUCAUCCAGGCUCUCGCGGAGCAGAUAUUUUACACCGGCUUCGUCCACGCGGACCCCCACCCGGGCAACGUUCUGGUGCGGAAAGGCCCCGACGGGAAGGCGCAGCUGGUGCUGCUGGACCACGGGCUCUACCAGUUUCUGGACGAGAAGGACCGGGCGGCCCUGUGCCAGCUGUGGCGGGCCAUCAUUCUCCGGGACGACGCGGCCAUGAAGGCACACGCAGAGGCCCUUGGGGUGCGAGACUACCUCCUCUUCUCCGAGGUGCUCAUGCAGCGGCCCGUGCGCCUGGGCCAGCUGUGGCGCUCGCACCUGCUGAGCCGUGAGGAGGCGGCCUACAUGCAGACCAUGGCGCAGGAGCGCUUUGAGGCCGUCAUGGGCGUGCUCAAGGCCCUGCCGCGGCCCAUGCUGCUCGUGCUGCGCAACGUCAACACCGUGCGCGCCAUCAACACCGCCCUGGGCACCCCCGUCGACCGCUACUUCCUCAUGGCCAAGAGCGCGGUCAGGGGCUGGAGCCGCCUGGCAGGUGCAGCGUACCAGAGCGUCUACGGGGCUAGUGUCCUGCGCCACAUCAAGGUCAUCUGGGAGAUGUUCAAGUUUGAAGUGGCCUUAAGGCUAGAGACCCUGUCGAUGCAGCUCAACGCCCUCCUUAUUCGGCUCUUGGUCCAGCUGGGCCUCCUGCCCGAGACCCAGGGGCUUUCCCAGUACUUGGAGACCUAG